AUUAAAAGUACCGAUGUUUAUUGUUAAAUACGAUUUUGAAGUGUAAACAACUGUGUAAUCUAUUUGUUUGGUGUAAAUUGUACAAUCAAAAGUGUGAUAUAGUAAGUUUGUGCUCUGCAUGGCUAGACUUGUUGAUUUAAACGUAAGACAGUUAAAAAGGGAAUUGGAAGCACGAAAUUUAAUAACGAAAGGGAAUAAAUCGAAAUUGCAGGCGCGACUACUAAGAGCAAUGGAGACCAAUGGCGAAAAUGGUGAAGAACAUGAGUUUACUAGUGUGCUAUCAAGAAAUGACAAUGUUCUGCAAGCUUUAAUAGGUUCUAAUGAGGAUACACAGACCACAGCUCCUUUGGAAAUGAACGCUUUAUUGGCUGCAAUAGCGGGAGUACAAGAUAGUCUCAUGGAAAAUACAACGCAAGUGGAGGAUAUGCAACAGCGUAUUGAAGAUAACUUGGCCAAAAAUUCCACACAGCUGGAAGAACGUAUCCAUGAUAAUGCUACGCAAUUGGAAGAACGUAUGCAACAAAAUGCUUUGAAAAUGGAAGAGCGUGCAUUUGCAGACUUGGCGAAGUUGCGUGAAGGACUAACGGUACACUUAAAGAAAUUGGAAGAAAAAGUAACCGGUAUCGAAGCGCUCACUGUACAACUAAAAGAACGCCAAGCGCAAUUAGAACGAGAAUGGCAGAAAAGUCAUGCUGAGAUUAAAAGUGAAUUCAAAGCUACUGAUAAGAAUGUGGAAAGAGACAAACCUGACAAAAACGACUGUAAGCGUGAAAUAUUUGAUUAUAAUCCACCAAAAGCCACUGAAACUUUGGACUUAAGUCCGCCAAUUUUUGAUGGCACGAUGUCAAUUUCCAUUUUCAAACUACAAUUUGAAAUGGCUGUAAAGUUUUACAAGUGGAAUAAUGAAGAGCGGUUAGCUGCAUUAGUUUUAGCACUUAAAGGUCCUACUGCCUCGAUUCUACAAACGUUUACAGAUACGCCGAACCCCACUUAUGAAGCUGUCAUGGCUGCGCUGGAAAGAAAAUAUAGUAGUGAGCACUGGCUCCAAAUACACAAAAUGCAAUCGGUCACUCGCGCACAGAAACAUAAUGAGCCGUUACUGGAUUACGCUAACGAAAUUGAACGUCUUACCCAUUUGGCAUAUACUAAUGUUUCGAAUGAUUUCUUGGAAUAUAUUAAAAUUCAGAACUUUAUACGAGGACUACGUGAUUGUGAUAUAAAAGUGGCUAUGUAUUCGAUGCCAAAGCCAACUUUUAUUGAGACGCUAGCGUACGCAAUAACGCAAGAGGCGGCCUUAAACUUAGCUAAGCCAAAGUAUUAUUGCGAAGAUAUUGGAUCCUCCAAUUUGGAGCGAAGUCGUAAAGGAGCUAAUCAUCACAAAUGAGGCUAUGAAUCCACUAUGACCACUCCUAAUGUAAUGCGAAAAAUCAAUUAUGCAAGAAUAGUUACAGACGAUAUCGCUAAUGUUCAUAAUGUUGUAUGUCAUUAUUAGUGCUUGUAACAAUUGUAUCAAUAACAAAAUGCGCAAACUAUAAAAAUUACGACGUCUAUAAAAAUAUUGCGUUUUAAAAUGUAUGUUAAAGAAUAUGUUGUAGAGGAUCAGCCUUAUCUUUUUUGACAAACGAAAAAUCAUCUUUAAUCUUUUUAAGUUUACCAACACUGCACACAGUUCAUUUUUAAUAAUAAUGUACACCCUGUGCGCCUACACUUUAUUUAAGAUUUGCAACAAUUAGUAAUAACAAAGGUGCAAAGUAUACGUGUAAAUUGAACAAAAGAGGGCACAAAGGAGCGUUCCGGCAUACUUGGCGAAGUCUUAAAACAAGAUGUGUUAUGGACAAAAAAGCUUGUCACAUUCGUAUUCCAAUAUAUACCAUUCACCAAAUUACGGCUACAUUGCAAAUGUUUGGAGAUAUCAUGCAACGGUAUUGCCUGGUUGGCUGGCUGGUUAGCCUUCAUUUGGAUAGCGGAUAGCAAAUCACUU
Molecule: messenger RNA, 1981 nt
Organism: Zeugodacus cucurbitae (melon fly)
Lineage: Eukaryota; Metazoa; Arthropoda; Insecta; Diptera; Tephritidae
Exons: 2
Coding region: 119-1384 (421 amino acids)
Source: RefSeq, a predicted model, not a curated record